AGCACAGAAAAGAAGUUCGAUCGCAGAGCUGAGUUAAAGAAAGGCAUCUUGGAAUACUGAAAAUAUCUUAAAAUAUGUCAUAGUUUUAGUGAAGAUCGUACAGUGAUUGGCAUCAUACUAUUCUAAUUUGGAUUGUGUUACGUCUCAUAAAGGAAAUUAGAAGAAAAUUUAUUUUAAUUGUGUCGAAGUUGGUACAGUAAAAACGAGCAAACUGGCGACGUCACGUGUUCCUAGCCCACGGCCGCCAGACGUGAUGUCAAGCCCUGUAGCAGAAAACUGGUGCUAUACCCAGGUGAAAGUGGUGAAGUUUUCCUACAUGUGGGCCAUAAAUAACUUCAGUUUCUGUCGAGAAGAAAUGGGUGAAGUACUCAAGAGCUCAACGUUUUCAUCAGGGGCAAACGAUAAAUUGAAAUGGUGCCUAAGAGUGAACCCCAAAGGAUUAGAUGAGGAAAGCAAAGAUUAUUUAUCUCUCUAUUUACUAUUGGUUUCCUGUAAUAAAAGUGAAGUCCGAGCAAAAUUUAAAUUUUCUAUUCUGAAUGCUAAAAGGGAAGAAACAAAAGCAAUGGAGAGUCAGCGUGCAUAUAGGUUUGUUCAAGGGAAAGACUGGGGCUUUAAAAAGUUUAUUCGACGAGAUUUCCUAAUGGAAGAGGCAAAUGGUCUCCUUCCAGACGAUAGGCUAACAUUAUUUUGUGAGGUAAGUGUAGUUCAAGAUUCUGUAAAUAUAUCCGGUCAAUCCAGCCAGUCACAAUUGAAAGUGCCCGAAUGCAGACUGGCAGAUGAUUUAAACACGUUAUUAGAGAGGUCAUCUUUCAGCGAUGUCACAUUAUGCGUCAAUGGACGCGAGUACCAAGCACACAAAGCGCUGUUAGCAGCUCGCUCACCAGUCUUCAAUGCAAUGUUUGAACACCAAAUGGAAGAGAGUAAACACAACAGGGUUGAGAUCACUGAUGUUGACCAUGAGGUGAUGCGGGAGAUUCUACGAUUCAUUUACACAGGCAAAGCACAAAACCUAGAAAAAAUGGCUGAUGAUCUACUUGCAGCUGCCGAUAAGUAUGCAAUAGAGAGGUUGAAAGUGUUAUGUGAAGAAUCAUUGUGUUCAAAUCUCGCUGUUGAGAAUGUUGCCGAGGUGCUUGUGCUAGCAGAUCUCCACAGCGCCGAACAACUUAAAGCUGUAGCAAUAGAUUUUAUAAAUACCCAUGCAACAGAUGUUAUGGAUACAUCUGGUUGGAAGAAUAUGGUACGAAGCCAACCACACCUUGUAGCCGAUGCAUUUCGAGCCUUAGCAAGCGCACAAACACCUCCAUUUGGGCCUCCAAGGAAAAGAAUAAAGCAAUCAUGAGCUAGAAAAUAGUCACUAUCGGUGCUUUUAUUAACUAUGAUUUUUUUAAAUAUGAAUUUCUAUGAAAUUACUGUGAAUAUUUUUCCAUAUUUUUUAGCCUUAGUCGAAUUUGAAUCCAAAGUUAAAGCAGAGAGGAAUGGAACAUGCAGGGCUAUCUCCAGCAUGCCUUUAUUGCACUGAAUUGCAUCAUCUGAGUAUUAUUAUAGAAGAUUUUUAAGAUGAAUUAAUAUUAACGCCAAGAGUUGAAUAUAGGCAUAUUUGAAUACACAAUAUUCUAUGUACAUAUUAUAAUGUUGAAAAUAGACUUGUACAUACUAAUGUACAGAAGAGCAUUGACCUUGUACAAACAUAUGAAUAUGUAAAACAAUCUUCAUUAAACUUAAUUGAAUAUAGAAUAGACUACACAGCUAUAUUGAGACACUUUGAAGCUUUUUUGCACACCACUGCUAGUAAUAUUUCCAAAAAGUGCCAUAAAGGUUGAUACAUUAAGCAAACUUUACCUAAUAUUUUUUACCUAUUAAAUUUUUAAUGAUUUGGUUGAAACUUUAUGUGUGCAUUGCACAAUUAUUAUCAUAAUUUUACUGUAUAAGCUACAAACUUAAAGGGAAACUAAUUUAAAAUUUUCUAAAAAGUUUAAUAAUUAGAGAGUGCACAAAUUUUGUUAGCGUACUGUUAUUGAAGAAUAUGAGAUAUUUUACGUAUCUUCACUCUUUACACAUUUUAAAGUUUGUAGUGUAUUACUUUGUUCACUACUCACUAAAUUCUUUUAUAUUAUACCUGUGAAAAAAGCAUGGUUUUCUAUUCAUCUUGGUAUAAUUUUGCAUCCUUACUUUAUGUUGAGUAAGGCAUUAAGGUUUUCAAAAAAACUAAAUAGUAAUCGCUCACAUUAAUGUGUAUUAGGCCCUAACUUAAAACUCUAGACUUUUGGGGUGGGGUGCUUAUUGAUAAGGGAAAGCUAGUUUUGUAUUACUUCUCUAAUGCAUUAUUAACCUUUUUUUAAUUAUAAAUUAAAGAUUGUCCCGUGCAAAAUGCAAAAAAAAGUCAUAAAAAUCAUUUUUGAAAUUAAGUUGCUCAUUUUGAAGUAGCAUACAAAUUAUCAAUUUGAACAUAGAAAUUAGUGUAUUUAAAAAAUGUUUACCCAUCAUUUUACAGUAAAAAAUCAUAGAAACACUUCCAGUCACUGGAUAUUACUGCAAAAUAGGCAAGUUAAAUUCAAAAUUAUUUUUUAAUGAGUUUUUGUCAUUUUCAAGGGACAAUAUAAUUCUUUAAGGUUUCCAACACAAUUCCCAAAAUUAUAUAUACUUAGCUUAUUCCUUGCAGAAAAAAAGUUAUCCAAAAUGAUAAGUUGUGAUCUUUUGAAAUAUGUAAUUUUGAGCAAUGAAUGUUUAGUGUUUUUUUUCCUAAAAUGAUAUAAAUAAUUUCAUUUUAACCAGCAAUUUUUAAUUUUUUACUUGGAGAAUUAACAUAAUUAUAGUUGAUCUCAAAUACACUCAGUUAUCUUGAGGCAUCUUCAUGUUUUAAUGGUCAUCACCCACCAGUUUCACAUUGAAAUGUGUCUUAUUAAGAAAAAUAAUUAAUUAUUAAAAAUUAGGAUUGUUACAUGUUAAAUAACUGUAUUUUAUUAAAAGUAAAUCUAAUCAAAUCAUUUUAGAUGAAAUGUGUACGGUAGGCCCUAUGGUUUUUAUUCUUUAAAUGGGUAUAUUUUCAGUAGUUUUAUGCAGUUUCUGCAAUACCUUGUACCAUUUUUUAUUUUAGAAAGGAUUUAAUAUUCAAUUUUACAUGUCUCUGAAUAUUUUGUUUUUCAUUUUGGUGUUUUCUUAUUUGUAAUUAUCGUUUUUUUUAUUUGUAAUUGUUGUUUUUUCCCUUUUUUGUAAUUAUUGUUUUUUUAUUUGUAAUUACUGUUUUUUUUAUUUUUUUUAUUUAUUAUUAUUUUUUUUUUAUUGCCCCUAUCUGGAUUUAUAAUUGAUUAUAGAUAUACCAAACAAUGUUUUCUUACAUUUCUAUACAAUUCUAGACAAAAUCGUACAGUUAAGGGUAGUAACAGUGUCAUAAUGUAUUACCAGUACAAACAAUUCUAAUAUAAUAUAUGUUAUCGUUUUUCCCCUGCCAUUCCACGUUAAUCCCUGAUUAAUCACAGCUUACAAAACAAUAUUUUGAAUGUUUUAUUUUAAUUUUUUUUGGUUGUUGAGAAAACAACUGAUUUUCUUUUUUAAAACUUGUGUAUUUAUAUUUAACGAUGCCAAUGAAUAUGAAUGGUUAAAUUUCAAAGAGGUUUGAAGUGUUGCCGUAAGUUAAUAUCAUGUAUAAUUAUUACCGACAACACAGGAAUGCCAAUAAAAAUAUACAUCAAUGCUUU
Anneissia japonica is the source of this 3695-nucleotide messenger RNA. Its product is annotated as speckle-type POZ protein-like. Gene Ontology annotation, molecular function: ubiquitin protein ligase binding. The transcript is spliced from 9 exons. The coding region runs from base 254 to 1339 and encodes 361 amino acids. Gene Ontology annotation, biological process: regulation of proteolysis; proteasome-mediated ubiquitin-dependent protein catabolic process. Lineage: Eukaryota; Metazoa; Echinodermata; Crinoidea; Comatulida; Comatulidae. The record is from RefSeq and is a predicted model, not a curated record. Gene Ontology annotation, cellular component: nucleus; cytoplasm.